ACUGCGUGGGUGGUGCUUCUGCGCUGCCGCCCUGGGAUUUUGUUUUGGCACGGAGGACGCUGGCCUGGCGGCUUUGUGGCUCUUGCCGUUGGGUGGGCGGCAUCUUGGGGCCCAGAUGAGCCAGUGGCAUCAUGCCCGCGGCGGCUGGGGCCAGGGGCACGUGUUCUCUGGGCGUCGCUCAGCCAAGAAGAAGCGCGGAAACCACGUCCCGGAAAGGUGGAAAGACUACCUCCCAAUUGGACAACGGAUGCCUGGGACUCGUUUCAUUGCUUUCAAAGUUCCUUUGAAAAAGAGUUUUGAAAAGAAUCUUGCUCCAGAAGAACGUUUUUCACCGUUGGAUCUUUUUAACAAAAUCCAAAACCAGAAUGAAGAACUUGGGCUGAUUAUUGAUUUAACUUAUACUCACCGCUAUUAUAAACCAGAGGACUUACCAGAAACUAUUCCUCACUUAAAAAUUUAUACAAUUGGGCAUCAGGUGCCUGAUGAUGACACUAUUUUUAAAUUCAAAUGUGCUGUUAAUGAGUUUUUAAAAGAAAAUACAGACAAUGACAAACUUAUUGGUGUUCAUUGUACCCAUGGUUUAAACAGGACUGGCUAUCUCAUCUGCAGAUAUUUGAUUGAUGUACAAGGCAUGAGGCCAGAUGAUGCAAUUGAAUUAUUCAAUAGGUGCCGCGGACAUUGCUUAGAAAGACAAAACUACAUUGAAGACCUUCAGAAAGGUCCCAUCAGAAGGAAUUGGGAUUCCAGUAUAUCCAGAUCAAGUGGUUUUGAAGACACAACACAUAUGAUGGAACCAGUCCACACCACUAUUAAAUCUGUUAACCAAGGACAUUGGUAUAACCUACAUCAGACCCAAGGUUACCCAGUACCUUCUCGGCAUUUCCACAGCCAGAUCCAAGAUUUGCAGCAGUCAGUAAGAAAAUUUUCACAGAAUCAGAAUGUUUACCAGAGAGGCCAUAUCCCUCCUCCUGGUCCCGCUGGAGAGGACUAUUCACAAAGGAGGUACUCUUGGAACGUAAAGCCAAAUGCCAGUCAAGGAGCCCAGAAUGCAAUGUGGUAUCCUGGCAGUUAUUACAGACUGUCCUAUCCAACCUAUUGUGGGUGGACCGAAUGACACAAACCUGUCCUGGAAAUCUUCCUGUAGGCAGAGCAGGACUGAAGACAGCUGGAGUGGCUUCGUAUAAGAUCAGGCCAAAUGAGGUUUAUAAUCUAUUUUAUUGCUCCCUUAUGUGUUCAUGCUUAAAGAAAAAUGACAUUGAUACUUACCUCUUUGCUGAUAAAUUUACAGUAUUUGCAACAGUAAAGGAAAUAAUCUGUCAUCCAGUCUUAAAUUUUUUUAAGGAAGCUGGUAUUGUAGAACUGAUAAUAUAAUAAAGAAUUUCCCGUGUAAAUUA
Molecule: messenger RNA, 1394 nt
Organism: Nyctereutes procyonoides (raccoon dog)
Lineage: Eukaryota; Metazoa; Chordata; Mammalia; Carnivora; Canidae
Gene: DUSP11
Product: dual specificity phosphatase 11
Exons: 9
Coding region: 116-1114 (332 amino acids)
Biological process (GO): protein dephosphorylation
Molecular function (GO): polynucleotide 5'-phosphatase activity; protein tyrosine/serine/threonine phosphatase activity
Source: RefSeq, a predicted model, not a curated record